This is a messenger RNA of Nicotiana tabacum (common tobacco), 978 nucleotides long. The record is from RefSeq and is a predicted model, not a curated record. Lineage: Eukaryota; Viridiplantae; Streptophyta; Magnoliopsida; Solanales; Solanaceae.
AUGGAAUAUUGUAGGGCCAGAGAUCAUAAAAGCAUCCUUGCAUCAAGACACCAGAAAGUUAUUGCAUCAGUUGUAUGUGAAGCUCAGACUGAAUUUAUUCCAGACAGGAAGAUAUCUGAUAACAUCUUCCUUGCUCAAGAAUUGGUAUUAGAUGAACUUGGCUUUCCUAGACAGUUCACCAUGUGGAUCUUAGAAUGUAUGAAGAUAGUUAACUACUCUAUAUUGGUUAAUGGAGAACCCACAAUUCUAUUUGAUGCAGCUAAAGGGCUAAGACAGGGUGACCCAAUUUCUCCGUUCCUCUUUGCAAUAGCCAUGGAAUACUUAAGUAGAAAGCUCAAUGAGAUGAUCUACUGUUAUUCUCUAGAGGAGAUGCUGAGACUUCAAGCUAACAAAGAGAAGAGCUCCAUUUAUUUUGGGGGAGUUACUCAGGGGGUUCAAGAUCAAAUUCUACAACUGUUAGGAUUUCCAAAAGGAGAACUUCCCUUCAAAUAUCUGGGGAUCCCCCUGGCUACUAAAAAGAUCUCCUUACUUAAGUGGCAACCAUUGAUCAGCAAGAUGGUAUCCAGAAUCUCUACUUGGACUGCAAAGAAAUUAUUAUAUGCAAGGAGAUCCCAGUUAAUCCAAACAGUCCUCUUUGGUAUCCAAGCAUAUUGGUCUCAACUGUUUGUUAUUCCCUCAAAAGUACUAAGUACAAUUGAGGCCUAUUGUCGAAGCUACUUAUGGUCUGGCACAAAUACAAUAAUAAGGAAGGCGCUAAUAGCUUGGGAGAAGGUUUGCACUCCAAAGUCAAUGGGUGGCCUAGGCUUGCUAAACAUAAGACUAUGGAACAAAGCUGCAAUAGCUAAAGCUAGCUGGGAUAUUGAGCUUAAGACAGAUAGACUGGAUCAGAUGGUUACAUGCUUACUACAUCAAGAACCAGCAAUUCAGGCAAAUGUCUAUCCCUUAACAGGCCGGAUGGGUGGUGAGGAAAAUAUUUGA